Molecule: messenger RNA, 1056 nt
Organism: Rhipicephalus sanguineus (brown dog tick)
Lineage: Eukaryota; Metazoa; Arthropoda; Arachnida; Ixodida; Ixodidae
Exons: 2
Coding region: 1-1056 (351 amino acids)
Source: RefSeq, a predicted model, not a curated record
AUGUUUACAUCUAAGCCAUUGCGCAUUGACUUCGGUCAGGAAGCAGCGCUCCUCGCAAAGCGGUACGUGAACGUAGCACGAGGCAUCACGACCUACCAGACUCAUCUCGACUUCACGAGGACCUGUCGGGAGAUGAACAUAAGACCAUGCAGCCUUCAUCUUAAACGCACGGUGCACAUGGCAGGGGGCAACAAGAUCAUCGCACACGCUGAACGGCGCCUGCUAAACGCCCGAAUCCAUGAAUGCCACAGCGUGAUCGAGAAGAAGGAAUUAGACCUGUUCUUUCUCCGAGGGAACCUUCAACAUCGACUGCCCAACAUCUUUCCGUCUCUGGAGGAAUUCGCGCGAAAUGUGGCUGCUACAACAGCUCGGAAACAACAAGCGGCCCACAAAAGCAAGCUUGCGACACUUCAAGGGGGAAAACGCCACCGCGGACCUGUCAACGAAAAUUCCUUUGUCAACCUGUCCUCCAGACAACUCUUCCCGACCGAGCACAGCGUGCUGGCAAAAGGAUACAACUUCAACACGACCACGACAUGUCCGUCACUACCAAAGAUUAUUGCGGUUACAGAAGGCAUAAGGCGACUCGACAGUGGCAUUCAAGAGAACGUCCGCCUCAAUGCCAUAGGAAAUCGUCAUGAGCCCAUCCUAUCGAGGGAGGGGAGAUUUUACGGGCUUCGCAAGAUCCACAAGCCCAUCGUCCCGCUCCGUCCUAUCGUGGAUUUUACAUCAUCUCCACUCUGGGCGCUCUCCAAGUACCUUCACCGGACUCUGGCGCCGCUCGCGGGCAAAACCCCAACCCACAUAAGCAACGCCAGCCACUUCGUGGAGCGCAUGAAAGAUGUGACAGUGAGCAGCGAUGAGUGCAUCGUCUCGUUCGACGUCGUGUCCCUGUUCACCAGUGGGCCCAUAGCACUAGAGGUGUCUUGCGCACGAGCAGCUUUGAAUGAAGACGAACUCUUGGGCGAAAGAACCUGCCUAAGCACCGACGAACUGUGUCGCCUACUGGAGUACUGCCUCAAGGGAACAUACUUCAGUGUCAACGAGAACUUCUAG